CUUUAAAAUGUUUAUUUUUUGGGAACUACUAUCUUCAUGAUUUUUUUAUUUUAUUUAUAACAAUCCUCUUAAAUGUAUGCUAGUUUCAUCUUGAGGAUAAAAAUGAAGUAGUCAUUUUGCUGUUCACUUCAAGUAAAAAGGUGGCAGAGAGGAGUCAAGACAUAUUUAAUGUUCUGUAACGUGCCAAAUGCACAUUAUACAUAAGGCAAUGCAUACCGUGCACUGCAUACAUUGGCUUUGAUUGUCUAUACUUUGGCUGUAGUUUAGAUGCACAACCCUGAUUCCCAAGUGCAGUUUUCCCAUUCCAUGUGGGCUUUUUUUGGGGCAUGGGGGCCAUGACGCAUAUCACAUUUGACAGCAAAAAACAGUGAAAAUUCAUCAGGGGAUGUAUUUCGCGUGUAUUGUGGAGUGUAACCAUGUGCCCGUGUGUAAUGUCUUCAUAAACAGGCUGACAUGGCUUCAAACAGUCUCUUCGGUGCCGGCAGCCACACACUCGACACAAAUGCCGUGACGAAGCAUCGACCCGCUCCCUCGCCAUCCAACCUCGACGUGGACGAAGCCGAAACGCGCUACCUCCACGAGCGCGGCGCAGCGCCCCCGAGAGGCCUGGUGGCCACCGACAGCCCCAAUUUCCUGUGCAGCAGCCUGCCGCAUCACUGGAGGUGCAACAAGACCUUGCCUCGACCUUUCGCUGUAGUUUGCCUGGGCAACGACGUGGCAGACGGCGUUCUGGUCACGCUGAUGGCGGGAAACGAUGACAACAGCAGCGCCGAGUUACGCAACGCCACCGCCACAGUGAGGCAGGGACACGCCCACUUCAACGACCUGCGCUUCAUUGGCCGCAGCGGCAGAGGUAAGAGCUUCACCCUGUUCAUCAACGUGCUGACCACGCCCCCUCAGGUGGCCACGCUGCACAGGGCCAUCAAGGUGACGGUGGAUGGCCCGCGCAUGCCCAGGCGCCAGCGUCAAAAAGAAGCGGAGUCAGCACUUUUCAGGUCGUCCAGCUGCGGUGUGAUCACUUCAGAUUGCAGAUCCUCCUCCUCCCUGUGGUCCAGCGAGCCGUCCCUGUUGGGCCAGAUGGCCGCCCUGACGUCUUCCUUCCCUGCGCCUCCCCGAAUGCACCCGCAUCACCACCAGCACCAUCGCCAGCGCCAUGCCACCCUGUCCUACGCCGCCCAGCCCGCCGCCUACGCCUCCUACCUCAGCUCGGCGCCCGCCCCUCCGCUCAGCCACGGCGGCCCCUUCUUCUACGCGCCCAACCAAGCCAUCGAGAGCGUGGGGGACGACGGCGGCGUGGCGGCGGCGUUGAGCGCUUAUAUCGAAGGGGCGUGUUUUACCCUCAGGGGGGAGGAGCCUGUGUGGAGACCUUAUUGAGAUGUGCUUGCCAAAUUAGCCAAUUCGAAAUGUUGUUCCGACAGUCCAGACCUGAAAGGUUCCACCAAACAUGUCCAGUUCUAGGGUAGUAGUACAAAUGGUCAUCAUAAUUAAAUGACAUAAACGACAAGAGAGUAUCUGUAUAAACUGAACUUGCAUGUGAAUGCUGAAGAGAGUUCCUCCUGGAAUGGAACAAUAAAGCGAGAGUCAACAUG
This is a messenger RNA of Hippocampus comes (tiger tail seahorse), 1589 nucleotides long. It is a transcript of the gene runx2a, whose product is annotated as RUNX family transcription factor 2a. Gene Ontology annotation, biological process: regulation of cell differentiation; neuron differentiation; chondrocyte differentiation. Gene Ontology annotation, cellular component: nucleus. The record is from RefSeq and is a predicted model, not a curated record. The transcript is spliced from 6 exons. The coding region runs from base 454 to 1374 and encodes 306 amino acids. Lineage: Eukaryota; Metazoa; Chordata; Actinopteri; Syngnathiformes; Syngnathidae. Gene Ontology annotation, molecular function: ATP binding; RNA polymerase II cis-regulatory region sequence-specific DNA binding; DNA-binding transcription factor activity, RNA polymerase II-specific.